This is a messenger RNA of Phascolarctos cinereus (koala), 3773 nucleotides long. RefSeq names its product cytochrome P450 family 2 subfamily R member 1 (gene CYP2R1). Gene Ontology annotation, cellular component: intracellular membrane-bounded organelle; cytoplasm. NCBI's taxonomy places the organism in Eukaryota, Metazoa, Chordata, Mammalia, Diprotodontia, Phascolarctidae. The record is from RefSeq and is a predicted model, not a curated record. Gene Ontology annotation, biological process: xenobiotic metabolic process. Gene Ontology annotation, molecular function: heme binding; iron ion binding; oxidoreductase activity, acting on paired donors, with incorporation or reduction of molecular oxygen, reduced flavin or flavoprotein as one donor, and incorporation of one atom of oxygen.
GGAGGGGGGUGUGGUGAGAAUGUUGCAGAGCUCGGGCCAUGUGGGUCUUCAGCGGGAGUGCCGGGGGCUCCGGGAGCGCGGGGACGCCCGGGGUACCGGGGGCGGCUGCGCUCGGCGGCUUCCUCCUCCUCGUCCUUCUCCUCCUGCUGCUGCUCCGGCCCAAGCGGCCGGCCAGCUUACCCCCGGGCCCCGCGGGGCUGCCGCUCCUGGGCAACAUCUUCUCCCUCGCCGUCUCUGCGCAGCUGCCGCACGUCUACAUGGAGCAGCAGAGCCACGUGCACGGCCAGAUUUUCACUUUAGAUCUUGGAGGUUUGUUCGCCGUGGUCCUGAAUGGCUAUGAUGUGGUAAAAGAAUGUCUCGUUCAUCAAGGUGAAAUUUUUGCUGAUAGACCUGCUCUCCCUUUGUUCAAGAAGUUGACCAAAAUGGGAGGUUUGCUCAAUGCCACCUAUGGCCGGGGCUGGAUAGACCACCGAAGGCUGGCCGUGAACAGCUUCCGCUCUUUUGGCUCUGGUCAGAAAUCCUUUGAAUCCAAAAUCACCAAAGAAGCCAAGUGCUUCAUUGAUGCUGUUGACACAUAUAAAGGGAAACCCUUUGACCCUAAGCAGUUGAUAACAAACGCUGUUUCAAACAUCACCAACAUGAUUAUUUUUGGACAACGUUUUUCCUAUGAAGACACAGAAUUUCAGCACAUGAUUGAUAUCUUUAGUGAGAAUGUGGAGUUGGCUGCCAGUGCCUCUGUCUUCUUGUAUAAUUCUUUCCCCUGGAUUGGCAUCUUCCCCUUUGGGAAACACCAACAACUUUUUAAGAAUGCAGCUGUGGUCUACGAUUUCCUCUCCAGAAUUAUCGAAAAGGUGUCUGCCAAUAGGAAACCACAGUCACCUCAGCAUUUUGUAGAUGCAUAUUUAGAUGAGAUGGAUAAAGGGAGAAAUGACCCAGGCUCCACAUAUUCUAAGGAAAACCUGAUUUUCUCUGUGGGGGAGCUCAUCAUCGCUGGAACAGAAACCACCACCAAUGUACUAAGAUGGGCAGUUCUUUUUAUGGGCCUUUAUCCUAACAUUCAAGGGCAAGUUCACAAAGAGAUUGAUUUAGUUGUGGGUCCCAAUAGGACGCCUUCUUUGGAGGACAAAUCCCAGAUGCCCUUUACUGAGGCAGUUUUGCAUGAAGUUUUGCGGUUCUGUAAUGUAGUCCCACUGGGUAUUUUCCAUGCAACUUCUCAAGAUACGGUUGUACAUGGUUAUUCUAUUCCUCGGGGAACCACUGUCAUUACAAAUCUUUAUUCCGUUCACUUUGACAAAAAGUACUGGAAAGACCCAGAAGUAUUUUAUCCAGAGCGAUUUCUAGACAGCCACGGACAGUUUGUUAAGAAAGAAGCCCUGAUUCCUUUCUCACUAGGAAGAAGACAUUGUCUUGGAGAACAGCUGGCUAGGAUGGAGAUGUUUUUGUUUUUUACAUCAUUGCUUCAGCGAUUCCAUUUGCAUUUUCCACCUGAGGUAGUUACAAAUCUCAAACCCAAAUUAGGCAUGACAUUGCAGCCACUACCGUAUCUCCUCUGUGCAGAAAGACGGUAGCCAAAGGACAGCUGUUAUGAGGACUCGUAUAUUCAGACCAUGAAGGAUUCUGCUUCCUGCUUAAAAUUUCAGCAAUGGUCCUAUUAUCAUAACUUUAUUUGAAACUAUUUUCAAAAGUCUAAAUGGAGAGAUGCAAGUGUAAAUGCAAGAGCAUGGUUUUCCAAAUAUACGGUUGUACCCCAAAGCCCUCCUUUCAAUCUAGAUUCCUGAUCUUCUGGGAACUUCCAUCCUCUGCCCUCUCUCUUCAGGAGCAACGUUAGAGAAUAAAUAAAUAAUGGGGAAAAAAGAUUCUGAAGGGCCUGUUUGGUGGGGAGUGGGAUGUGGUUCCUUCAGCAAAUCCUGGCCUUUCUCUUUCCUGGCUUGAAGGUCAGGCCCUCGUCCAGCUAAGGCUGUUCUUUGCCUCCAAACUGCAACAGUUAGGUUAAUGUUAAAUAACGACACCUCUGUUCAUGAAAUAAAAGAAUGAUUUGUCUCUUAGGAUUCCCUUGUUCGCACAGGCACUUUUCUGCCUAGUGUUCUCAUUCAUCAGUUGUUUACAACCAUCAGUGGUAACAAUUAUAGCAUUUGUGAGAAUACUCUGCCCUCUGGAGAAAACUCAUCAGUACUCUUGGUUAUGUGGCAUCCUGUAAGACGUCAGUAGACUUUAAAACUACCUGUUUUGGUGACUGUAGACAAAGCUUCAUGUGGUCCCAGUGAAGGAGAUAAGGAAAAGCAUCUUUCUCCUAACAGACAGCAAGGAAAAAGUCCAUCCGUUUCAGUGGCCAGAGGGGAGGGCCUGUUUUGUGGAACUGGUGGACAUCCUCCCUUGAGCAGGGCAUGCCUCAUAGAUUGAGUGUUGGAAGGGACCUCAGAGGUCAGCUGGUUCGACUUUUUCUUUUACAAAUGAGAUAAACCCAGGCACUCUGAAUACAAAUUCAGUGCCCUUCCCACACUAGGGAAUGGAAAGAAGGCAGAGGCCAUCAGAGCAGUUUCCUCCCCUCUUAUCAGCAUGUCAUUGGAAGAAACAAACUUGGUCCUUCUUCCCCUCCCUAACACCCCCCAGUGGACUUGCCUCAAAGCCAUAACCUAGGCACGAAGGAACACCUCCGGUCUAAAGCACAGGGGUGGUCCUGCUCAAGUUGCUGGGCCUGAGUCUUCCUUGUCUUGAGUACAUUUAUGCAAAGCCCUUUCCCCAAAGUGGGACAGAUGAAAGGGCCCCAGGAACAAACUCUGGAAAUCACAAUAGGUGUGGUCACUGAGUGGUCAAGUUUUAGGGGAAGACAACUUGGCUGCUGAACCCCAAGUAUGAGAAGGUAGAAAUGUUUGACAUCAAGCUGCAUGAAGCUCAUUCAUACACUAAGCCCUGGAGCUAGACACAGCUGCUGUCCAGGAGAGCUAUGCCCAUUUAAAGUCUCUCAACAGGAGGGGCUGUGGUCAGGACGGCUGGCACAAUCAACAACCAGCAGGCCAUGGGACUACACCUCCCACUCUGAUCACCACCAAAACGCUUUCAGUUCAAGCCAAUGAGAGAUGCCCAUGUUUACAUGGAUGAUGCUAAGCUCCAACAUGUAAACUUUCAGAUGUACCAAGAAAGGCAGAAGAGAGCCCAGCUCUCAAGGAGCUCCCAGUCUAACGGGGGAGACAACGCGGACGUGACUAAGCACAAGCUAGAUCCAGACAAAACAGACUGGAGAGAAUCAAGAGAACAAAGGCACCAGCGUCAUGGGGGACCAGGAAAGGCUUCUUGCAGAAGGCGGGGUUUUUGCUGGGACUUGAAGGAAGCCAGGAGAUGAAGAUGACAAUGGGGAGAGCUCCACGCAUGAAAGGCAGCCUGUGAAAAUGCUUGGAGUUGGGAGGAGGAGACUCUUACUGGAGUAAUAGUGAGCAGGCCAAUGCCACUGUCCAUGGUCACUGAGUGUGAUCACACUCUGAUCACAAAGCAGGCAGAGAUAAGGAAUGAAACUACCGGAAAGGCAGGAAGGGACCAAGUUAUGAAGGGCUCUGAACGCUAAAGAGAAAGUACUGAAUGGGGGAUGGGAGUCUGUGACGCAUCAGACCUGUGCUUUAAGAUCUAGUGGAGAAUAGACUGGAGGUUGGGGAGAGAGAACCAAGUCAUGGAGAGCAACCAGAAAUUCAGUAGAGAGCAUUACAACUGAAAUAGUCCUGUUAACAAAAGGAUUGUAGAGUUAGGUAUUUUCAAACCUAGAAAUAAAAUUGUGUUCAUGA